Empidonax traillii (willow flycatcher) is the source of this 2079-nucleotide messenger RNA. RefSeq names its product P2Y purinoceptor 2-like. The record is from RefSeq and is a predicted model, not a curated record. NCBI's taxonomy places the organism in Eukaryota, Metazoa, Chordata, Aves, Passeriformes, Tyrannidae. The transcript has 2 exons. Gene Ontology annotation, molecular function: G protein-coupled purinergic nucleotide receptor activity; A1 adenosine receptor binding; G protein-coupled UTP receptor activity. Gene Ontology annotation, cellular component: plasma membrane. Gene Ontology annotation, biological process: blood vessel diameter maintenance; phospholipase C-activating G protein-coupled receptor signaling pathway; positive regulation of mucus secretion. The coding region runs from base 132 to 1208 and encodes 358 amino acids.
CCGGGACGAGGAGCGGGGGAAGGAGCGGACCGGGCAUGGAGAUGCCUCCGCAGCCCUCCUGAGCGGGGCCAUCGGCUCCGACCCCGACACUGACCCCCGGCACCGACCCCCAGCUCGGCAUCGCCCGGGCGAUGGCGAACCUCACGAUCCCUCCAGCCUGGACCAGAGUCAUCAACAGCUCCCUGGACCCGGGUGGCACAGAUGACAACCCCUACAAGUGCGUAUUUGAUGAGGACUUCAAGUACGUCCUGCUGCCCGUCUCCUACGGCAUCGUGUGCGUGGUGGGGCUCUUCCUCAACCUGCUGGCCCUCUACGCCUUCAUCUUCAGGAUCAAGACCUGGAACGCCUCCACCACCUACAUGUUCAACCUGGCCAUCUCGGACACGCUCUACGUGGUGUCGCUGCCCCUCCUGGUGUACUACUACGCCAUGGGGGACAACUGGCCCUUCAGCGUGGGCCUGUGCAAGAUCGUGCGCUUCCUGUUCUACACCAACCUCUACUGCAGCAUCCUCUUCCUGCUCUGCAUCAGCGUCCACCGCUUCCUGGGCAUCUGCUUCCCGCUGCGCUCGCUGCAGUGGGGGCACGUGCGGCACGCCCGGCGCGUGUCGGCGGCCGUGUGGGCCGUGACCGUCGCCUGCCAGUCGCCCGUGCUCUUCUUCGUCACCACCAGCGCCAAGGGCGACACCAUCACCUGCCACGACACCUCCAGCAAGGACCUCUUCGGCCAGUUCGUCAUCUACAGCUCGGUGAUGCUGGUGCUGCUCUUCUGCAUCCCCUUCCUCGCCAUCAUCGUGUGCUACUGCCUGAUGGCGCGGCGGCUGCUGCAGCCCACACGCGGCAUCUCCCGCCUUUCCCGCUCCAAGAAGAAGUCGGUCAAGAUGAUCGUCAUCGUCCUGGUGGUCUUCAUUGUCUGCUUCCUGCCUUUCCACGUCACUCGUACCCUCUACUACUCCUUCCGGAGCUGGGACCUGAGCUGCCAGACCCUCAACGCCAUCAACUUGGCCUACAAGGUGACCCGGCCCCUGGCCAGCACCAACAGCUGCCUGGACCCCAUCCUGUACUUCUUGGCAGGGCAGCGGUUCAUGAAGUUCAGGGGGAACAAAAUGCUGGGCAAGCCCCAGAACGAGGUGGCGCUGGGCAUCGUGCCCAACAGCCACCUGGGAACCAGCAAUGACACGGACACGUUGUCCAAGGAUCUGAAAUCCUAGAAAUCCUGGCUCUGCUCCGGCAGCGGGAGGGUUUAUCCCAGGGUGUGGAGGGAGCUCGGGAUGCUCCGGGGCCGGAGGCUUUGGGUGUUUGCAGUGCCUGGCCGAGCACCUGCUCCAGCGUGGACGGCGUUCAGCGUGCUCCUCUGCUUGUUGCUGUUCCAAAUGUGUAUUUUUCGGGAAGAUGAAGCCGUGGUUCCACACACAAACCCUGGAUCUCUGCCUCAUCAUCCAAACCUGCCCCUCUGUUGGGGCAUCUCCCCACCCGUGAGGUCGGGUGACCGAAUCUGCUAAAAAAGUCACGCCCUGAAUGCCUUAAAGGAUUUUUUCUAAAGCAAAAACGCUGUGUGGGAAAGGUCCCUCCCAAAGGAAUUCCACCUGCGUGUCUCCAGAUCUCCUGGCACAGAGGCAGCAGGAGUUUCUCUGUGCCUUGGCCACGGAGGAAGGGCUUUGGGUCCGUGAGGAGCUGUGGUUCUGCUAAACAGGUUCACGAAAAUGUCAAAAGUGCAAAUAUGCACUGGGAGCUGGAAAGAGUCUCCCAGGGCUUUGCAUCCCUGAAGAAAUGCUCUGCCAGCUUCAAGCCCAGGCACCUGCUGGCUGAGCUGGGAGGGCACUCCUAGUUCCUGUCCAAGGGCUGGCUUCCCAUCAACAAGGGUGCUGAUGGACCUUCCACCCCACUGGAGUUCACUGGCACCAUCAAACAGGUCCCCUGUAGGUUUCUCCAGUGGGGCCAACGUCUUCCAAAAAACCCAUUAGUGCUUCCCAGCAGCAACAUGCACCCUUUAAAAGCUUUUAGGAACCCUUUAGGAGCUUCCUUCCAGCUGCUGACUUUAAUAAUCAUCUCCAGCUCAUUAAAAUUUAAGGUGGGCUCCUC